CGAACAGUGGCCUUGUUGGCUAAAGAGGGAAGACCCUGUUAGCAAACAACAUCUUGAAACUCUUUGAUACCUUGAAAGAAACGCGUGACCCGCCGUAUCGUUUUCUCAUCUACUUGUGUUUGUCCGAUGCAACCAAUAUCUGCAUUAAAGCCCCCUCUCAUUUUAUACCCUGGCCAGCGCGCCAGAACCUGGGACUUUUUCGUUUCCUGAUUUCAGAGCUACGUCAAUGAGACUAUCGGAAGCAAAAUUCAACAAGACUUAGUUUCGAGAAUUGUGGCUUCCACGAUCGCCACAUCUCCUAGCUGACCUGCCUGGCUUGCUGUGCAACAUGCCUAGAAAGCUUCCAUGGGCUACUUCGAGCACAACAACUCGCCCAAAACGGCCAGCUGGUACUCCUGUGACGAAGCGACAGAAAGUCCGAAAGACGACGCCUGGUAGCGAAGAGGAGGAGUCAACGGUUACUUCCAAGAAAGAACGUUCUCGUGAUCAUGGUCGCCCUCCAUCUUCAUCGCCCGCUGCGGAUCCACCAUCUGAGAGGUAUAGUACACCUUAGCAAAAUCUCGUACUCGAUCAGCUGACCUUUCACAGCUUUAUGCAGGAAGGCAAAGACAAUGAUGACAGGUAUCGCAUGGUCGAGGACGAGUUUAUUGAAGUAGCUCAGCAGUUCACAGUUCAUCUCCACGCUGCUGAGUACAAAAGGCAACAGAAAGCUGUGAAAAGCCAAAAUGCCGAUACCAUUAACUCCAUCUCACGACCCGUUACUGGCAAAAUGCCGGAUCAGACCAAGCGGAAAUUAGAAGCAGCUACACUCGCAAAAAAGCAAAGAGCGAUGAUUGAAAAGCUCACUGGAAAGAAAGAGAAUGGUGCAGAAUCGGAGAGCGAUGCUGAAGAACUUCCCUAUAUUGGGACUACGCUUCACGGUCUGAUGGACAGUCCUCGCAAGAAAGCCGCAUCGCUAGCAAAGCUCGGUUCAACAGCUACGACUCGAGCUGCAGCAGGCUUCAAAAAACCAGCGAUACAAUCAAAUAGCAAUCAGUGUAAGUCCCUCAUAGACUCGCCUGAACCCAAACACGCUACGAAACGUGCUCAAGCUGAUCUGACUGUCGAAUCUACGGAUGACGAUGACGAUCUCGAUGCACCAAUACCUGCCCCAAAGCUGAUUGCUCCGUCUCAAAAUGCUAUCGCACCUUCGAGUCUCCAUUCCGGCUCGUUGUUUUCGAAAUCCGCCACAAUUAAGAAGGAGCCUCUCAAUGCAGCAUCUCCACACCCUGAGCUAGAUCCAUUCAUCAAGACCGAAUCGUCACCAACAGUCAGGUCUAAUGCUGUUACGACGACAUGGCCAAAUGUGGAAGCCGCUCCGAAGCCGUCAAGAUUAGAACGACUCCGGCUAGCCAGAGCAAAAAAGGAAAAGGAGCAGCAGAUUAAGAAGGAAGUGGACUACAAUUCUAUUCCUACCUUCUGA
Messenger RNA from Cadophora gregata, 1462 nucleotides. RefSeq lists its product as uncharacterized. Lineage: Eukaryota; Fungi; Ascomycota; Leotiomycetes; Helotiales; Ploettnerulaceae. The coding region runs from base 593 to 1462 and encodes 289 amino acids. The transcript is spliced from 2 exons. The record is from RefSeq and is a predicted model, not a curated record.